AUGACGAGAGUUACAGAAACACCAUAUCAAACUGUUAAUUUGGAAGAAUAUCUGAAGGAAAAUAAUCAAGAUUUGAUGAACAAAGAUACGGUCUUAUCGACGGGAUUAAAGAGAUUAAGAGACGAUAGGUCAAUGUCAAAUGAUUCGAGUAUGUCAAACGAAAUAAAAAUCAUACAUCAUUUAGAUAUGGCCAGAUUUUCUACUGAAUCUCUGCAUAGUUUUAGCUUCGUUACAAGUGAUGCGUCAAUGCUGGAAAGUAGACAAAACAUACUUCGUCGCUCAAUAGAUUUCAUGAAGAAUAAGAUAAAGGGGUGGAAAAUCCCCGUACAACAAGCCCUAUUCUCAUCUAUGGAGGUCACAGCUGAUCAUUCAAAAGAUAUCAUACUUCCACAAGAAGCGGGCAACGAUGUUGAUUCAAGUGUUUCUCGUAAAUUUAAGCAUGCCUUAACCAAUCUCCCCUCAUUAUACACGUCUAUAAAUCCGGCUUCGGCUCUACAUUCACCAACACGUUUCACCCCUCAAAAUCAAGCUAUUAUAACAACCGAUAGUCAGAGCAACAUAUUAAAUGCCAAUGAUAUUGCUUGCUUGAUAUUUCGGUAUUCGAGAGCUGAAAUAUUAAGUAUUAAGGCAUUGGAUCUGAUUGCUAGUCCUUUUCGAGAAAAACAAGAAAAAGCGCUUGCUUCAAGACCUCAAGAUGAUCAUGAUUGUGAAGCUGUAUUGGCUUGUGUGCCCAUUAGUAUCUUGGGUAUUUUAAAAUCCGGAAAAUUUCUGUUAGGGAUUCCGAUACAAAGAAAAAAUGAAGAAACAUCUGCUGCUUCAUUGUGGCUUAAGGUUAAAAAGGAUGAAUUUGGGAAUUCCUUUUUCAUUUGGAUUUUCGAAGAAAUAAUUGAAACUACUAUGACAGUUGAAAUUGACGAAAAGGGCAUAAUUCAAAAAUCACAUGGGGACGUAAAGGCUUUAUACGGUUUUUCACCCGAAGAAAUUAUAGGGAAGUGUGUUACCACUUUAAUCCCGGCGUUGGAAACCGUUCGAUUUAACGAAGCAGAUGAUACGAAUAUUGAAGAUACAGUGGAUUUAACUACAUUAUAUACUCGAUUGGAUAUUGACAAAAUAAACAAAAUAAAAUUUUAUGGUAGCCGAUCAAAGAAUGGUGCCAAUUUUCCAAUCAUUGGAAAAAUAUCUACGCAAUCUAUUCCUGAGGAAUCCCAGCAAGAGAAUCAUUCUUCAAUCAUAUAUCGACUCAAAAUUAUUUCUAUACCUACUAUAGCAGGUGUUAUAACUACUCAUUCAACUGGGAUAAUUCAGUCAUGUAAUACUGAUUUUGUCAAGUAUCUUUUCGGUGUUGGAGCACAAGAAUUAAUCGGAAAACGUCGCAUUAAAUCAUUAUUGCCACAAUUCCCUCGAUUCAUCGAAAUUCUUUCUUCUGAACGACCUCUUGUUGAAGGAAUCGUUAUCUCUGAAAGCGCCUUUCGUCGUGCAGCUUCAAUGAUUUCUGUUCCACAAAAUGAUUUGCUUCCUUAUAACCAUCCAAAGGAUUUCUCAUCUUCUACAAUAACUGGACAAGGAUCUUCUGGUAUUAUUGCGGUGCAUAGAGAUGGUACAGAGUUAGACGUAGAUAUUCAAAUGCGUGUGGUUGAAUCGCCUGAUGAACCCUUGCAUGCUUUAUGGAUUACCUAUGAUCGUAAUGCCAAUUUCGCAAAAGAACAGAAUGAUGAUAAUGUUUAUAAGCCACUUGUUCUACCACCUGCGGAUAUACCUAGAAAAAUUAAUAACGUCAACAAUGAAAAAGCUAACGGUGAUGAGGACGAGAAAUUUCCUCUAUCGAAAUUCAUCGAAGCGGGUGGAAAACCGAUGCUUUCAGUCGGUUCAUCAUCUGUUAACGGACAAAUAUCUGUGCCACCCUUAAUAUCACCAACCCCUGAAUAUAUUGAUCCGAAUCAGUAUUCGGCAAUAACAUUGAAAAAAACUGUAAACGAUUUUAAAAUACUAGAUAAGUUAGGAGCAGGUGCAUACGGUCAGGUUAAUUUGGCAUACAAUAAGAAUGAUCCAGAACAAAAAAAAGUAGUACUUAAAUAUGUAGUGAAAUCCCAAAUUCUCGUGGAUUGUUGGACACGUGACAAAACCCUCGGAACAGUACCAUUGGAGAUUCAUAUCCUUCAUACCUUAAGACGUAUUCCUCAUCCUAAUAUUGUACAAAUGGUUGAUUACUUCGAGGAUGAUGAUUAUUACUAUAUCGAAAUGGGUUUACACGGUGUUGGCAUGGAUUUAUUUGAUUACAUCGAAUUAAACAAUGCUAUUCCCGAAUCCGAGAUAAAGUCUAUAUUCAGACAAGUUGCUCUUGCUAUUCAACAUUUGCAUCAUCACGGGAUAGUGCACCGAGAUAUUAAAGACGAGAAUGUGAUACUUGAUGAAUACGGCAAUAUACAGUUAAUUGACUUUGGUUCUAGCGCAUAUAUAAAGCCUGGUCGAAAAUAUGAUACUUUCUGCGGAACUAUCGAUUAUGCUGCACCAGAGGUCUUAACUGGAAAGAAAUAUGAUGGUCACCCACAAGAUAUUUGGGCAUUGGGUAUUUUAUUAUAUACUCUUAUCUACAAAGAGAACCCUUUUUAUAAUAUCGAUGAAAUUAUUGCCAGAGAUCUCAGAAUUCCUUACAUAUUUUCCGAGGGAUCAAUUGAUCUCAUAAAGAAGAUGCUUGACCGUGACGUCGAUAAACGUCCCAAAAUUGAUGAUGUCUUAAAUCACCCAUGGCUUCGCGAAAAUUAG
This is a messenger RNA of Diversispora eburnea, 2763 nucleotides long. Lineage: Eukaryota; Fungi; Glomeromycota; Glomeromycetes; Diversisporales; Diversisporaceae. The record is from the annotation of a GenBank genome assembly.